AUGACUGCAUCGACGGACAAAAACAAAGUUGACCUAUUCGCAGCCUUUUUUGAAAAGGAAAUAUUUCUCGACAAGUCUGAUUCUCUACCUUUUCAUCAACAAGUAACUGAACAUCUUACUCAUCUGUUUAAUGCAAUCAUUUCAAUUGGUUAUAUUCCAACCGAAUGGAAAAAAGCAAAUAAUAUCUUAAUACUUAAACAGAAAAAAGACAAAAAUCAACCUUCAAGCUACCGCCCAAUAAGUCUGCUUAGUUGGAUUGGAAAAAUCCUGGAGAAAAUUAUUAAACAAAGACUUACAACAGUACUUGAUAAAAGAAAUAUUGUUCCCGCUCAUCAAUCUGGGUUGCGCACCAAGAAGAGCACAAUGUAUAAUAUCACUCGUCUAAAGCGAUAUGCGAAAGAUCAACUAGGAAAACAACGUCAUUCAGCCACGAUUUUCUUCGAUAUUAAAGCGGCUUUCGACUCAGUAUGA
This is a messenger RNA of Rotaria socialis, 471 nucleotides long. The record is from the annotation of a GenBank genome assembly. NCBI's taxonomy places the organism in Eukaryota, Metazoa, Rotifera, Eurotatoria, Philodinida, Philodinidae.